Messenger RNA from Tuber aestivum (summer truffle), 1565 nucleotides. The record is from the annotation of a GenBank genome assembly. NCBI's taxonomy places the organism in Eukaryota, Fungi, Ascomycota, Pezizomycetes, Pezizales, Tuberaceae.
GUACAAAGUCCUCUCGGACGAUAUUUAACUGUGAUUCUUAGCUUUUCUACAUAUAUUUUUACAUAUUGUUGUUGAGGAGGUGGACCUCGUCAUCUGUCAUGUUCUUUCUUGUCUUGAAUCUUCAGCCACCUCUCACCAAACCCCCUAGAGGACACAAGCAAGCAUCUUCUCAUCUCCCAUCGAACGCUUGCCUUCAAAAUCAAAACCAACCACAUACACACUCUCUCCUUCAGACUUCUGAAUAUCCACACUUUCCUCCUAUUUUAUUAAUUUUUUUAGAAGAAAACUAAUAUGGUGGUUUCUGAACUUUGGUAUGUUUCUCCGUUGUCCCGACUUCUCUGCCUCUGCCCGCCCCUUUCACGACGAGUAUCGAACCAGCCUGCGUUGCCGGUAAACUAUAGCCCGGGCACAAAGCAUGGGGACUAGGCAGAUAAUGGUGAUAUGGGAUCAUUUAUUACAUACAGGCUUUAAAGGGGUGGCUGCUAACAUUCCUCGUUACGUUUUUUAGUCCUGUCUACGCCGUACGUAUACCAGACGCGAAAAACGUGAAUAUGUCGCCGGGUAGGUUCCACUAACGUGGUGAUAGCCCUUUUUCGGUGCCAUGGGGUGUACCGCUGCCAUCGUUUUCACCUGUUUUGGCGCUAGCUAUGGAACCGCGAAAUCCGGUGUCGGUAUCUCAGCUAUGGGUGUCUUGAAACCUGACUUGGUUGUUAAGAGUAUGUCUUUGUGGAAUUUGAGCUUGUUCUCUGGGCUUAUGCCGGAUCUCGCUCCUGCAUGGGAGCAGGCAUCAUUGUUUGUUGGUGAUUAUAACCGCUGACAUGCAUGGCAUAGGCAUUGUGCCUGUUAUUAUGGCUGGUAUCAUUGGUAUCUAUGGUCUCGUCGUCUCCGUCCUGGUAUCUUCGGGUCUCAAACAGUCUCUCUCUCUCUACACUGGGUUCUUACAGCUUGGCGCUGGUCUUUCUGUCGGGCUUGCUGGUUUGGCAGCGGGUAAGACCCUGUUCCCAUUGUAACGCUCCUCCGAUUUGGCUCCUAACUUGUUUUCAGGAUUUGCCAUCGGCAUUGUCGGUGAUGCCGGUGUCCGUGGUACUGCUCAGCAGCCGAGACUCUUUGUUGGAAUGAUCUUGAUCUUGAUUUUCGCAGAAGUCUUGGGAUUGUACGGUUUAAUUGUAGCCUUGUUGUUGAACUCCGCUUCUGCAGAGGGCGUGUGCUAAGCGCUCGUGGUGAUGAAGACGGGGAUCUGCUGGGAAUGUCUGAUACGUGUGGAUCGUCGUAUGUCUGAGGCAGAAUGGUAGAUGUGAUCUUUUGGUACUCCUGUGUGGCGCAGUGUUUCGGCGUGUUUACAACAUGGGGAGGAAGGAAACGAAUAAUCUAUCUUAUCACAUGUUUUUCCGGAACCGGUUCUUUCUUCCUUUGGGGUUCAUCUGGCCUGGACAAAGAUUAUGGAGGUAAUGAGGAUCGAGGCUGUUAGUCUAUUUGUCUUAUUCCCUUGUUUUCGUUUGUGAAAAUAGUUGGGCACAUUUUUUUUUUUUUUUUUAGAUAACGUGAUUUUUCGUGUUAUUUUGCUU